Molecule: messenger RNA, 933 nt
Organism: Orycteropus afer afer
Lineage: Eukaryota; Metazoa; Chordata; Mammalia; Tubulidentata; Orycteropodidae
Gene: LRATD2
Product: LRAT domain containing 2
Exons: 1
Coding region: 1-933 (310 amino acids)
Source: RefSeq, a predicted model, not a curated record
AUGGGCAACCAGGUGGAGAAGCUGACCCACCUAAGUUACAAGGAAGUUCCCACGGCUGACCCCACCGGCGUGGACCGGGACGAUGGGCCUCGUAUCGGGGUCUCCUACAUCUUCUCCAACGACGAUGAGGACGUGGAGCCACAGCCACCAGCCCAGGCCCCAGAUGGCAGCGGCUUGCCCGAUGGCGGGCCCGGGCAGCCACUCCCGCCGCAGCAGCCCUACGACCCACAGCUGCACGAGGUGGAGUGCUCUGUGUUCUACCGCGACGAGUGCAUCUACCAAAAGAGCUUCGCUCCUGGCUCGGCGGCCCUAAGCACCUACACCCCGGAGAAUCUGCUCAACAAGUGCAAGCCGGGUGACCUGGUGGAGUUCGUGUCGCAGGCGCAGUACCCACACUGGGCCGUGUAUGUGGGCAAUUUCCAGGUGGUGCACCUGCACCGGCUGGAGGUGAGCAACAGCUUCCUGACGGACGCGAGCCAGGGCCGGCGCGGACGCGUGGUCAAUGAGCUGUACCGCUACAAGCCGCUGAGUCCCAGCGCUGUGGUGCGCAACGCACUGGCGCACGUGGGCGCCAAGGAGCGCGAGUUGAGCUGGCGCAACUCGGAGAGUUUUGCCGCCUGGUGCCGCUAUGGCAAACGCGAGUUUAAGAUCGGCGGCGAGCUGCGCAUCGGCAAGCAGCCCUACCGGCUGCAGAUCCAGCUGUCUGCGCAGCGCAGUCACACGCUUGAGUUCCAGAGCCUGGAGGACCUGAUCAUGGAGAAACGGCGCAAUGACCAGAUCGGGCGCGCAGCCGUGCUGCAGGAGCUCGCCACGCACCUGCACCCGGCCGAGCCGGAGGAGGGCGACAGCGACGCGGCGCGGACUACGCCGCCACCCGGGCGCCCCCCUGCGCCGGCUACCAAGGUGGUGGACGGGGAGGCGGUGGCGCACUGA